Molecule: messenger RNA, 630 nt
Organism: Papaver somniferum (opium poppy)
Lineage: Eukaryota; Viridiplantae; Streptophyta; Magnoliopsida; Ranunculales; Papaveraceae
Product: 40S ribosomal protein S25-2-like
Exons: 4
Coding region: 128-454 (108 amino acids)
Cellular component (GO): cytosolic small ribosomal subunit
Molecular function (GO): structural constituent of ribosome
Source: RefSeq, a predicted model, not a curated record
GGAAACCAUAAUAUACCUCUCCCUUAUAUUAUAACGAAAGAAAAUCUCAUUCUAGGGUUUUUAUUUCUCUCCUCUACUGCUGAUUUCUUCCUUAGGGUUUGGUUCUCAGAGUACAGCAUCACUGAAAAUGGCACCAAAGAAGGAGAAAGCUCCCCCACCAUCUUCAAAGCCAGCUAAAUCUGGUGGUGGUAAACAAAAGAAGAAGAAGUGGAGCAAAGGAAAGCAAAAGGAGAAGGUUAACAACAUGGUGUUGUUUGAUCAAGCUAGUUAUGACAAGCUUAUCUCUGAAGCACCAAAAUACAAACUCAUCACUCCCUCUGUUAUUUCUGACAGAUUGAGAAUCAAUGGGUCGCUUGCAAGGAGAGCUAUCAGGGAUUUGGUGGCCAAAGGUUUGGUCAGACUUGUAUCUGCCCAUUCCAGCCAACGGAUUUACACAAGGGCAACCAAUACCUAAUUCUUUGUUAUCUAUGUUGUUCCUUUAGGAAUGCAUUCUUAUGACAAAUUUUGGAUCAGUGCAGUUUUGUAAUAGGCAGAAUUCUAGCUACUGCUGCUUUUGUUAUUAAGACUAUUUUCUGACUAGGUAAUAUGUUUUCUGGGAUUAUUUUAUUUUAAAUGUUCCUUGUUCAAACA